Misgurnus anguillicaudatus (oriental weatherfish) is the source of this 2359-nucleotide messenger RNA. RefSeq names its product proline and serine rich 3 (gene proser3). Lineage: Eukaryota; Metazoa; Chordata; Actinopteri; Cypriniformes; Cobitidae. The record is from RefSeq and is a predicted model, not a curated record.
CUCUUAUUGGUUCAAAUCGUUGUCGAUCACACAAUACGAACCUCGAUUGGUUCAUGAGCGGCAUUCGAACAAUGUAAACAAAAUGGUGUUCGGACUACAUUUCCCAGAGAGUUCAACACAGGCACACAAUUCGAAAAGCUUUAUAGAAGGAUUCAGUAAUUGUGCAUUAUGGUGAAUCUACACUUGCGUUCUGUGCUUUGAGCAGAACAGCGUUGUAUGAUCAGCAUGAGAUCAAGUGGUGCAGCUGUUUUCACAAGAAAGAAUCCUUUCCCUCGUGAUCCUCCUUUGCCAAAGAGCCACUACAGCCCAACUAGAUCCAGAAAAAUCCCAAAGCAGCAAAAAAGUCUGGCAUUGAGUCCCGUCCUGUUUACUCAGAAACCUAUUUCUCCAGAACCACCUUCGCAAACUUUAUCUCAGAAGAAAGAAGACCAGGUCUUUCAUGAAGGAUCACACAGUGUCCUCCUCUGCCCUCCGACAUCUAGUGAAGGCCCUCUGAGCUUCUCAGAGUCUUGGCCUUCUACUGACCUGAGUCCUUCUGCAGCUAACAGUCCAUCUUCUCCCUGCACCGAAUCUCAGAUGUAUGCUACAAGAAACAUGGUAGCUACAGGAACAGGGCCUAAGGAGCCCUCGGUACUUGCAAAGUACAUUGAGCGCUUCCGUUUCGGAAAGCCACAGAGUCGAGAGGAACGUCAGCGUGAGGUUGCUCAAGACGAUGAUCAACUAUUUUGGUGGAAGUCCACAUCGCCUCCAUCCAGUUCAACACCAACCCAAGCAUCAGAGAAACAUGCCAGAGAAUCCCCUGACUUGAACAGUGGCCCUCUUAGUACCCACAAGUCUAUUUCAAAGUCCCCUGUCAGAGACAUGCUUGACCUCAGUAUGCUGACGUUAUCGGAGUUGUCUCGCUGUGACCCAGAGGAACCUGAGAUAUUACAGCUACAGGAGCAGGCCAGCCGUUUACUACAGAAGAGUGCACGUUCUCUCAGCAGUUGUUCAGUGCAUAUCAGCUCUGAGGGUUUGGGUUGCUCAGAUUUCUCCUCCCCUGUCAGCGCAGAUGAGCUGAUAGGAAAACCACACGUACCCACUUUAAUAGGCUCAAGCAACUUGGUUUUAGAGCCUAGUUUAUGUGAAAGAACGUCUUUUCCCACACCUGCUGUUGGGUCUGGGGUCAGACGUGAAGAUGACAUAUUGUUUCAAUGGCGUCUGAGGAGGAAGAUGGAACAAGCCAGGCAAUGGUGUCAGGAAACCUCUUCCCACAGUUCUGUUCUCCAUGUACCCCUUGCACACACUGUGGGACCAAACCAGGCACAACACAGCCAUUUGAAUAACACGCCUCUUCAGAGAUCACAUCUCACAUUCACACCAGUCACCCUCGCCAGCCUCGAUCCACCAACACCUGAGCCAGCAUUCCCUAUUUCAAGCCCUAGCGUCUCCAGACUCCAACCCGGUGCCACCAUCAAGCCCCAGGACCAACAUAUCCAACCUGACCCCCUUCCUCAAAAAAAGAAACAUGAAACCAAUCUGCCACGACAUCACAGACAAACAGAAACACAAGUCAACAUCCAAGAAAGCAGCGGCACGAAAUCCUCCUCUCCAUCUCCACAGACUUCUGAUAGCACAGAAGAAAGGUGGCCAAAUACUCGGGGAAAGAAAACCACAGCAGUCAAGGGGAAGAUUGAGAGUGAGAGGCAUGAAAAGAUUGCACCUUCAAGUCGAAAGAAAAAAUCUGAUGGUGUUAAAAAGAGCAGCAGUCCAUUGAGGGUCAAGCAGGCGAGGGGUCACGAAGGAGUCAAUCGCAAAUCCAGGGAGGUGGGUGGAAAAACGAGGUGGCAGGAAGAGGGUCAAAGGUCGGCACAAAGAGGACGGUCUGGAGAUCGAGCACCACCCCCCUCACCGAUACAGAAUGCUUUGGGACAGGUUGUCUCCGAGGUGCUUUUUUCCAGUGUUGAUUCUCCAACCCCUUGCAAGACACCUUAUUCAUCAGUUUCCCCAGCAUUCACCCCUCCUCCCCCACUACAAACCCCUGAUGCCCCUCCACCUGAUGUGCAGCAACCAUUUAAGGUCAUAGAUCAGCUUAUGCAGGAUGCAGAAGACUCAGAUGGAAAGGAGUUUGAAGAUGAUCCCUUACUGCAAGUUCUCAGACAGCAAAGAAAAUUUGUAAAGGAAAAACUAUGUGAAGUUGACAUGAUGCUUGAGCAGUUUCUUCCAUUGACUCCUCCAACAGGCACAUGAUUCAUAUACAGAAAGAGCAAUAUUUCAAACAUGCCAUCAUGUUAAGGUUUACUACUAUUUAUUUUUGUUUUAUUGUGGAUUCGACUGUGUAUGACUGUAUUUAUAAAUAAAGAUCUUUGCAAAUAAACAA